This is a messenger RNA of Musa acuminata AAA Group (dessert banana), 1627 nucleotides long. RefSeq names its product AT-hook motif nuclear-localized protein 10. Lineage: Eukaryota; Viridiplantae; Streptophyta; Magnoliopsida; Zingiberales; Musaceae. The transcript has 6 exons. Bases 257 to 1312 code for a protein of 351 amino acids. The record is from RefSeq and is a predicted model, not a curated record. Gene Ontology annotation, molecular function: minor groove of adenine-thymine-rich DNA binding.
UUUAGUUGGUGGCGGUGCGGCGAGGGUUCGGCCGCGGCUAUAUCUGCGAGAAGGGAAGGCGAUUUCUUUCGGGUUUGAAGGCAUUCUUCGGCUCGGUUUGGUUUGUGGCAGUCUAUUAUUGAUCUGAUCUGAGGUUUAAUUUACUUGGAUAACUGCGAAUCUGGUUCGGUGAUAGGGUUUUUGUCGAUUUGGUGACGGAAAAUCUAGCUGAAGUGCAUCGGAGGACGCUCGGGAUUUGGUGUUAGGGUUUUGCGAAAUGGACGCUAGAGAGCCUCCGAGAGUGAGCUCUUCGCAGCCCAGUGUAGUGGUGGGUUCCGGCUCUUUUGGAGCCGGGGCGACCAACAGUCCGAUGGUGGGGCCAAAUUCUGCUGGGAUGAUGCAGGAGGGCAUGCGACUUUCGUUCAACCCCAUGCCUUCAGCUGUGACGAAGACGGUGGAUAUGACUGCUUCUCUGUACCAAGGUGAUGGUUUCUCUGGAAUGAGGCCAGGUGGCAUAUUUAACGUGGGCGAGCCAGUGAAGAAGAAGAGAGGAAGACCAAGAAAAUAUGGACCAGAUGGUAGCAUGGCUUUGGCCUUAACUCCGCCGUCUUCAGCUUCUGGGUACUCUAAUAAUCCAGCUGAUCCAGCAGCUAAGCGUCGAGGCCGCCCUCCUGGUUCGGGCAAGAAGCAACAACUUGAUGCGUUGGGUGCACCAGGGAUCGGCUUUACCCCUCAUGUUAUUACUGUUAAAGUUGGAGAGGAUAUAGCUUCAAAAAUAAUGGCCUUUUCACAGCAAGGACCUCGGACAGUCUGUAUUCUGUCAGCAAAUGGUGCUGUCUCUGAUGUAACACUUCGGCAGCCAGCAAUUUCUGGUGGAACUGUAACUUAUGAGGGACGCUUUGAGAUUAUCUCUUUAUCAGGUUCUUUUCUACUCACAGAAGAUGGUAGCACUCGUAGCAGAAGUGGUGGCCUAAGUGUCGCACUAGCAGGAUCUGAUGGCCGCAUUCUUGGCGGUGGGGUUGCUGGAAUGCUUGUGGCAGCAACACCUGUGCAGGUUGUGGUUGGGAGCUUCAUUGCAGAAGGGAAAAAGCCAAAGCCAGAGCCAUUGAGGUGGGAACCCUCGUCAGCCCCACCACAGAUGCCUGGCUUUGGAGCAGCAGUAACAGCCAGCCCACCAUCUGAAGGGACAUCAAGUGAAUCUUCUGAGGAUCCCGGGAGCCCCACAAAUCAGAGCGUUGGCACCUGCAACAACUCUGGUCAGCAUGUUCAACCUGCAUAUCCACCUGUCAGCUGGUCGCACUCUGCAAAUCUAAAUGGCAUGAAUCUGACAUGAACGUGAUGCAUAAUUAACAAAGUCAUGUUGUAUGUGUUACUAUUAUGUAUUUGUUUGAAGGAGAAAGCACCGGGAGUUGGAUCACUGUAAUGUUAGUUGCCUCGAAUUACUACCGUACCUUUUGAGUUGGAUCACUGUAAUGUUAGUUGCCUCGAAUUACUACCGUACCUUUUUAAGUGUGCCUCUUAGGGACAUUUUGAGGCACGUCACAGAUGGUUCUGACGAUCCCAGGUUUAUGUCGUUAGAUCACUCCUGGUCUGAAUCAUUUGUUUGUCUACUACUUUGAAUCUCUAUUUAUUUUGUUUACUAAGAAUU